CAGCAGGUGCGAGGCCUGGGUGAUCCGGGGUUUGAGUCCAGUGUUGUGGUCGUGUGGUGAGGGUGAGACGUGUGUUGUUAUACUUCUGUGCCAAGUGACUUCUGCUGGCUACCUCGGCAACUUCCAGUCGAGUCUUGUUAUUCCCUGUCAUAGGGGCAUGAUCCACAAACAUAUCAAUAAACACAGAAUCUAGGAGGAACUCUGUUGAACUGACCCAAAAUGGCGCCCACAUCAGCAGAUUGUGUCGACACACAAACGACAGAAAGCAAGCGAGAAAGAAGGAAAAUGUUCAUCAAGGACUUGGUGUUUAUCCUCUUUCUCGUCCUCGGUGUAAUCGUUGGUAUUGGACUUGGUGUGGGACUCAAAUACCUCCCAGAACCUUGGACUCCCAACGACAAGCGCAAGAUCUUCUACCUCAGGUUUCCUGGGGAUUUGUUGCUCAACAUGCUAAAGCUACUCAUCCUACCCUUGAUCCUGUCCAGCCUGGUGACGGCGAUGGCGACGCUGGAUAAGAAAGCUUCUGGUAAACUGGGGCUGGGUGCCAUGAUCUACUACAUGACCACCACACUGUCAGCCGUUAUUCUUGGCAUCAUCCUUGUCCUGGCCAUCCAUCCGGGAGACCCACGUGACCUUAGCACCAUUCCACGGAGUGGCGCCUCCAAGAACACCAAACCACUGGAUGCUCUGCUGGACUUGAUCAGAAACUGCUUUCCGGACAAUGUAAUUACGAUGUGUUUUCAACGGGAGACAACAGACAUUGAUUUGGUGAAAGACGUCCCCAGAAACGUGUCCAAUGGAACUCAUAUAGUGGAAGUCACAGACAUUAUAGAGACCCCGAAGCUUGUCGUAAGCUCUGGCAUGAAUGUUCUGGGUCUGGUGGUCUUCUCUAUCGCCCUGGGCUGCGUCCUCAAUCACCUGGGAGACAAGGGCAAGCCCCUCUACGACCUCUUCAACUCGCUGAACGACGCCACCAUGGUGCUCAUCAAGCUGGUCAUCUGGUACUCGCCAAUCGGAAUCAUCUUCCUGGUGGCCUCCAAGUUCGUGGACACGGACGACAUCGCCGACGUCGCCGCGCGGCUGGGAAUGUACAUGGUGACGGUGCUGGCUGGGCUGGCCAUCCACUCCAUCGUCGUGUUGCCCCUUCUUUACUUCAUCGUCACACGCAAGAACCCGGGCAGGUUCUUCACCAACAUGCUCAAAGCAUUGUGUACUGCUUGGGGCACCGCCUCCAGCUCGGCCACGCUUCCGGUGACGAUGGAGUGCUUGACCAACAAGAACAACAUUGACGAACGCAUCGUGAGGUUCGUGAUCCCAGUGGGCGCCACCAUCAACAUGGACGGCACGGCGCUGUACGAAGCCGUGGCCAGCAUCUUCAUCGCGCAGGUCAACAACAUCUCGCUCAGCAUCGCUGACGUCAUCAUCAUCAGUCUGACGUCUACCGCAGCAGCUGUUGGCGCGGCAGGUGUACCCCAGGCCGGUCUUGUAACCAUGGUGAUUGUUCUAACGGCUGUCAACCUGCCCACUGAGGACGUGACCCUUAUCCUGGCCAUCGACUGGCUUUUAGAUCGCUUUCGCACGGCUGUCAACGUGUGGGGGGACGCCAUCGGCGCCGGGGUGCUGGACCACAUUUUCCGCAAGACCUUCGCCGCCCCACCCGAUGCGCACGACACCUCCUCCGACUCGACCAGCACAUGCCCAUCCAAUGAAGUACCCAUGAAGGAAGAGGGGCCCCCGGGGUAUGCUAAUGGAGUCAUCUACGACAACCAAGCCUUUGAGUCCGCACAGGAAUUAACUCGAACGCGCCUGUAGAACGGUCACGGAUGAGUAAUCACAGAUAUGUCGGCGAGGAACUGAGUGUAAAAUGAUUUUUCAGUUCCACUAGUGCGUGGUGCUACAAAGUUCUGACUGUACUAGUGAUUAUAGCUCUGGUCUACCCAAGUGCCUUUACCUGUCCUAAAGGAGAAAGUGUGGUAUGACAACUUCUCUACUAGUACACGUAACAGUUCAAAAAGCACUAAGUUUUGUGACUUUUAAAAAACUAACUUCAUAAUCAUGGGUUUUCUAGCUGCAUUGUAGGUAAGACUAAGGCGUCAGAGGUCACCGUUGGCCACAAUUCAUGAAUGGCUCUUCUGCGUGCAUUUUUCGUACGGAUACGUCACACACGUCACAAAAACAGUGUAUACGUUGAUAACACCACAGUGAAUGUUUCAAAGUGUUUUAAAAAUCCCGAAUAUUGUAUUGUGACAUUUAAUUCUGUACACUUACUGCAACGUAGAGUUUUUACUGUAUCCGGUUAUUUUACCUUUCACUGUUUUCGUUACAUCUGCUGAAAUAAUUCGUCACUUUAUUCAUUCCAAAGAAAAUUAGCACGCUUACCAAUAGACAAGAAGGAAAUAAGGGCAUAUACAAACAAAGAUCGAGUGACCAGAAGAAAGAGCGCUAUUGCCAGACAAGUGGUGAUGUCAUGAAAGACAAUAGAGGCUGAAUAUGCUGAAAUAUAUGUCGCUUGAAAGUGAGAACCGAGUUUGAUGUGAUGUACAAGUAUAGAAAGAAAAUAAGUGUAAGGCAAGAUUGCUGCGGGAUUUCUUCUCUGUACUUAUAACUCACCAUGAAAUAACCUUCAGCUGUCAGCUAUGGGCAAAUAAAUAAUGUGGUGAUUCUUAUUAAUGUCGUUAAUUGAAUAACAUAACAAAAUUUUCACACUCGCGCAAGUAAUGUAUUAAAAUGCAUUAUAAAAAAGUGUAUCUAGACAAGUAAGCAACACGAAUUCACCUCCAUAACCAUCAUAAGACUCCACCUUUCCACUCGAGCAAAAUCUGAAAAGAUAUUUGUGGUUUUCCUGUCACUUAAUAAUAACGACGGCUGCCUAGAAGUCGUUGAAAAGAAAUAAAAAAAAAAACUUCUCUCUGUGACAGAGAAGGCAUGCUUUCAUUAGAACAAACCGAAAAUCAUCUUGAUGUCAUGAGAUGUCCCCUGAGUGUCACAUGGAUGUUCAGGGUAUUUUUGACUACAUGUGUUUGAAAAGAGAUGACAAUUUCAAUCAAAAGAUUCAGGUAAGAUCAACGAAAUAGUACGAGAUUAUUAUUGUAUAUAGUUUGACAUUUGUUAUUUGUGAUUGAUAAUUAUAGGAUAUGCGGCAGCAUAUGUUAUUAUUUUUUCUGUCGGUUCUUGUUGUAUAAAGCAAACAUGCGAGUUUCUUAUUGUCAAUAAAAUCAUGUUUGAAACGAG
Pomacea canaliculata is the source of this 3228-nucleotide messenger RNA. Its product is annotated as excitatory amino acid transporter 3-like. Lineage: Eukaryota; Metazoa; Mollusca; Gastropoda; Architaenioglossa; Ampullariidae. Gene Ontology annotation, biological process: L-glutamate transmembrane transport. The record is from RefSeq and is a predicted model, not a curated record. The transcript is spliced from 10 exons. Bases 220 to 1809 code for a protein of 529 amino acids. Gene Ontology annotation, molecular function: L-glutamate transmembrane transporter activity; glutamate:sodium symporter activity; neutral L-amino acid transmembrane transporter activity. Gene Ontology annotation, cellular component: plasma membrane.